Messenger RNA from Ciona intestinalis (vase tunicate), 1387 nucleotides. RefSeq names its product protein SYS1 homolog. NCBI's taxonomy places the organism in Eukaryota, Metazoa, Chordata, Ascidiacea, Phlebobranchia, Cionidae. The record is from RefSeq and is a predicted model, not a curated record. Gene Ontology annotation, biological process: protein localization to Golgi apparatus; Golgi to endosome transport; Golgi to plasma membrane protein transport. Gene Ontology annotation, cellular component: trans-Golgi network; Golgi membrane.
GUCAUAACACAAGUUUUUGUUGGUGUAGUAUAGCUGUAUACUGUAUAAGUAUUCUGUAGUAAAGUUUAAUCGGUUUCUUGCUUAAACUUGACUGGUUUUUACUGUUUAUUUAUAUGUGCAUGUUCCGUUAUUUCCAAUAUAUCCCUUGUCACAGUGAUACUAGCCGAUUGUAAAUUUAAUAUGACUACCCACGUUUCCAGGUAUCUUAUAUAUUUGGUAAGCUAGAUUAAUAAAAAACAGUUUCGUUUCAAGUACGAAGGUAGCAGGAUACGAUUCUUUGAUAACCUAAAAUAUAGAUGACUGAUGUCCGCCUCCGGUCCUGUGCAUAGUCUUUGGUCAAGCAUUGUUGCUGUGCUUGGUCGUGCAUUUCCAAACCUUGUUCAUUAUCAGAAGCUUACCACCAACUCCCCAGCAGCUGGCAUGCAAGGAAAGUUCCGAAGCUCUGUAUGGGACCCUCCUCUUAUUGUGUCACAAAUGAUAACAAUGCAGUGUAUUUAUUACACAACACUGGGCCUAGUAUCAGCUUUGGUCAUGCUCGUUAUUCACAACCAACCUUCCCUCCAUUAUGUAUUUGAUACAGAUGUUUUUCAUAUCAGUGCGAAAGUGAACCAAUUGGUUUUGGUGUCGCAUCUUUUGAACUCUUUACUUGGAGCUGUUGCACUUUGGUAUGUUGUACAACGUGCUAAACAGUGUUUGGACUUUGCGUGUACUUUGCACUUGUUUCAUUUUAUGUGUUGCUGGAUUUACACGGGCCACUUUCCAACGAGUUUAAUGUGGUGGCUUGUCCAGCUUCUGUGUAUUAUUCUUAUGGUUGUAACAGGAGAAUAUCUGUGCUUCAAAUCGGACAUGAAAGACAUUCCAUUGGUUGGCAGCAAAGCUGAUGUAUAGCAUAAAUGCCAGCUUGCACAUGUUUAUUGCAUUGUUUUAUCUUUUUAACAAGGCUGAUGUGCAUUAUGUUUGAGCAUGUUUGUCAACUCAACCUCCCAUUUACAGAGUGCAUGUUUCUUCUGUGAACCCUUGGGUUGUUUUCUUCAGUGUUAUAUUUAUUUAAUUCAUAAACCCUACAAAUUGAAUCCAGUAAAGAUUGCGAUUCCUCCAGAUAGAUAUAAUUCAUAAUAGAAAUAGUAUACAUUAAACAAGAUAAUGAUAUUUUGUUGUUCGUUCUUUAUGUAGGAUUAGCAUAUUGUCAUUAAAGUCAUUAAUAUAACUGUAUUAAUAGUCGGUAUUGGUAUAAUAGUACAAAAUGGACUUGAAAAUCUGGAACUUUUUUAAAUUUUCGUUUAAUCUUGUCAUUUUUCUGUCACAUGUGUUUUUUAAACUUGAUGUAUUUUUACUGUUUAAAUAAAAUUGUACGAGUCUUCUACUUUUAUUUAUGAUGAUCUUCCAG